This is a messenger RNA of Schistocerca cancellata (South American locust), 1439 nucleotides long. Its product is annotated as epoxide hydrolase 3-like. Gene Ontology annotation, molecular function: hydrolase activity. Bases 51 to 1082 code for a protein of 343 amino acids. The transcript has 6 exons. The record is from RefSeq and is a predicted model, not a curated record. Lineage: Eukaryota; Metazoa; Arthropoda; Insecta; Orthoptera; Acrididae.
AAUAACAGCCGGCACUAGGGCCCGUCGCGCCGUGUUCCUCAGUCGCCGCGAUGGACUUCGUCACGCUGCUGACCAGGGUAGCCACCUUGCUCACCGCCUGCGUGUACGGCGUGCACUUCGUGGCGCGCAAUGUCUGGCGCUGGCUGAAGAACCCCACCAACUUCUUCUGGAGGGUGGCCAAGCGGCCGACGCCGCCUGCUGUGCUCAGCGACCCCGCCCUCGGGGAGCAUCGCUAUGCUCAACUGAAGGACGUGAAAAUACAUUACGUUGAGAAAGGAGAUAAAUCGCACCCGCUGAUGUUAUUCGUCCACGGCUACCCAGAGUUUUGGUACUCAUGGAGACAUCAGAUCAAGGAAUUCUCGAGAGACUACUGGACAGUUGCAAUGGAUAUGAGAGGAUUUGGAGACUCCGACAAGCCAGAGGGUAAACAAAACUAUAAGAUCGAACUGCUUGUCGAGGAUAUAAGGAACCUCGUGCAAGCUCUAGGGCGAGAAAAGUUCACCCUCGUCGCACACGACUGGGGAGGCGUGGCUGGCUGGGCAUUUGUGUUUAAAUACUACCACAUGCUGAACAACUACAUCAUCCUUGACGCUCCUUUCCCAGAUGCUUGGUCGAAUAUGGUAUUUUCUGACAAGGAUCAGUUCUUAAAAUCUUGGUAUGUGUUUUUCUAUCAACUGCCGUUUCUUCCUGAAUUCGCUCUACGCCUGGAUGACUUCGGCAUCUUUGAUACGAUUUUUCGCAUGUAUGCCAAGGUUCCAAUAAAAAAAGAAGAAAUUGAAGCAUAUAAAUAUACCUUUGGAAAGCCAGGAGCGCUGACGCCGCCCAUCAACUACUACCGGGCCCUUAUGGAGGCGCCAUGGCACCAGCCGUCACCGCCGAGAGGCAAGCCGCUGCCCCCCGGACUCUUCCUGUUCGGCGAGAAGGAGUUCGCGCUCUCCUUCGACUUCCUGUCUCACGCCAGGGACCAGAUAGGAGUGCCCACCGCCAUCGUCAAGGAGGCGGGACACUUCGUGCAGCAGGAAAACCCAGAGGAAGUCAACAGGCUCAUCAGGGACUUCCUGUCCGGCCAGGGAGCUCGCUGACGUCUCGUACCUGCAACUGCAAAAAGUUUCCCUUUUCAGUGCCAUUAAAGCCGGAAAGGCCUGUGCCUCAGAACAUAGUCUACAGCAGGAGCACUGCGAAUUAAGACUGAUGGAGAGACUUGUCGUCUUUCUCUGAUCCUUGUGAUUAUGGGGUGACUGUGCUGAGUAUUAUUGUGAACGCACAUAAUAAAAACAAUCACAAAGUUUUCGCUAGUAUAAAACAACGUUUUCAGACAAUGAUGUACUGCACAUGACUACAUAAUGUUCACUUUUCACUGUAUGCUGGCGGUGUACAAGCCAGGUAGAUAUAAAUGGCCAAUUUCAAUUUUUAUAUCUUCUCAUAAAAUAGUAUCUGUA